AACAUCAUUUGAAGAAUCCAAAGGGUAAUACUUCGGAAACUGCUUCGAAUGAGAGCAACAGCAAUAAUAGUAUAGUAUCAUAUACUGUUGAAGAAAACAAUAAAUUCAACUUCAAUGAAGUAAAAUAUUUUAUCGCAUUUUCACGGAAUUUUCUACAAGAUCAAGAUGAUCGUGAUUUGGAGGACGAAGAAAAGCUUAAAGUCGGUUCUGAAGCUGUUGAUAACAAUGAGAAUGAAUCACAUUGUCAAAUUCAUCGAGAUCCAGAAGAACAAGACUAUUAUGAUGAUAACGUUGGUAGUUCUGGUAGCGGUUAUGAUAAUGAUGCUAGGAGUUCUGAGAGGACUUAUUCUGUUCGUAUUAACGGUAUUGUUGAUGUACCAUUUGGACCAGAUG
Messenger RNA from Funneliformis caledonium, 393 nucleotides. The record is from the annotation of a GenBank genome assembly. Lineage: Eukaryota; Fungi; Glomeromycota; Glomeromycetes; Glomerales; Glomeraceae.